Messenger RNA from Peromyscus maniculatus bairdii (prairie deer mouse), 1771 nucleotides. It is a transcript of the gene Hdac8, whose product is annotated as histone deacetylase 8. Gene Ontology annotation, biological process: heterochromatin formation. The record is from RefSeq and is a predicted model, not a curated record. NCBI's taxonomy places the organism in Eukaryota, Metazoa, Chordata, Mammalia, Rodentia, Cricetidae. Gene Ontology annotation, molecular function: histone deacetylase activity.
AUGUUGACCAGGGAACACCGCUGGGGCCGAUCUGAGGAGCAGGAACCGGAGCCCAGGCUGAGUCCGAAAACUGUCGGAUCCAGACUUUGGCUCGGGGACGGUUGGAAGUGGGAGAUGGAGAUGCCAGAGGAACCGGCCAAGAGUAAUAGUGGGCAUUCGCUACCCCCAGUUUAUAUUUAUAGUCCCGAGUAUGUCAGCAUUUGCGACUCCCUCGCCAAGGUCCCCAAACGGGCCAGUAUGGUCCACUCUCUGAUCGAAGCAUAUGCCCUGCAUAAACAGAUGAGGAUAGUGAAGCCCAAAGUGGCCUCCAUGGAGGAGCUGGCCAGCUUCCACACUGAUGCCUAUCUGCAGCAUCUCCAGAAAGUCAGCCAGGACGGUGAUGAGGACCACCCAGACUCCAUAGAAUAUGGACUAGGUUACGACUGUCCAGCCACACAAGGGAUAUUUGACUACGCAGCAGCCAUAGGAGGAGCUACAAUCACGGCUGCCCAGUGCCUGAUUGACGGGAAGUGUAAAGUAGCGAUUAACUGGUCUGGAGGGUGGCAUCACGCAAAGAAAGAUGAAGCAUCUGGUUUUUGUUAUCUCAAUGAUGCUGUCCUGGGAAUAUUAAGAUUGCGACGGAAAUUUGAACGUAUCCUCUAUGUGGAUUUGGAUCUGCACCAUGGAGAUGGUGUAGAAGACGCCUUCAGUUUUACAUCCAAAGUUAUGACUGUGUCCCUGCACAAAUUCUCCCCAGGAUUUUUCCCAGGAACAGGUGACAUGUCGGAUGUUGGCCUGGGGAAAGGCCGCUACUACAGUGUCAAUGUGCCCAUUCAAGAUGGCAUACAGGAUGAGAAGUACUAUCACAUCUGUGAAAGUGUGCUGAAGGAAGUGUACCGGGCCUUCAAUCCUAAAGCAGUGGUUUUACAGCUGGGAGCAGACACCAUUGCUGGGGACCCAAUGUGUUCCUUUAACAUGACGCCAGUGGGCAUCGGCAAGUGUCUGAAGUAUGUCCUUCAGUGGCAAUUGGCAACCCUGAUUUUAGGAGGAGGAGGCUAUAACCUUGCCAACACGGCUCGUUGCUGGACAUACUUGACCGGGGUCAUCCUAGGGAAAACACUAUCCUCUGAGAUCCCAGAUCAUGAGUUUUUCACAGCAUAUGGUCCUGAUUAUGUGCUGGAAAUCACGCCAAGCUGCCGGCCAGACCGCAAUGAGCCCCAGCGAAUCCAGCAAAUCCUCAACUACAUCAAAGGGAAUCUGAAGCAUGUGGUCUAGUUGACAAAAAGAGAUCAGGUUUCCAGAGCUGGGAAGCAGUGCCUAUAAUGAAGACAGUGUGUUGAUGCAAGCAGUUUGUGGAAUUUGUGACUGCAGGGGAAAUUUGGAAGAAAUUACUUCCUGAAAAUUUCCAAGGGGCACCAAGUGGCAGCUGGCCUCCUGGGGUGAGGAGGCAGGCACCCCAGAGCCAGGCCUAGGGGGAAGAGGGAGAUAUCCAACAUUUAAAGUGUUUAUUUUAAAGCAUACACACAAAUGCAGUUUUUAAUCUUUCAAAAUUAUUUUUAAGCAAGUUGGGGAGGGGAGUAUUUUUAUCUUCUUAAAGGGGACAAGUCAGAAGUUACAAGAAGGUGGGAUUGGGGGGUGGGCAGCAGACAGGCAGGUUUGGACCCCAGGGCCAUCUAGGUAGAGUUUGGGGUGGGGGGGCGGCUAUCAGCAGACCGGGAGGGAAGAGGAGUCUACCAGUUUUGUUUUAGUAUUAUGCACUCAAGUUGUUUCUAAUAAAAUCUUCAAAAUCCCA